Molecule: messenger RNA, 1248 nt
Organism: Cuscuta campestris
Lineage: Eukaryota; Viridiplantae; Streptophyta; Magnoliopsida; Solanales; Convolvulaceae
Source: the annotation of a GenBank genome assembly
GCCCAACGAGAAUGACCCUUUCGCGGAAAGUCAAGAGUCGGACGCCCACUCUCUCUCUCUCUCACCGAUUGGAGUAGGGCAUAAGUGGACGGAGGCUCUCGCUAUCAUAAACGCCGGCGCUCCGACGAAGUACAUCGGGAGAAGAGGUCCAAACAAACUUGCAUCACUACUGCAUCCCUCUUUGAUUUCCUGCCAUGGAGAUGACCAUUGUGGAGGCGGAUGCAUCUCCGCCGGAUUCCUACGCCGCCCUUGUUCUUGGUGGCACCUUCGAUCGCUUACACGAGGGCCAUUGCCUCUUCCUCCAGGCAGCCGCUAAAUUGGCCAGGGAGCGAGUUGUUGUUGGCGUUUGUGACGGUCCAAUGCUGGCUAGGAAACAGGCACUAUCAUUAUUUUCACUCUCUAUCCCUUCUUCCCCUUUAUUAUCUUAAACCCUAAUUGAAAAGCUUCUUUUAUAAAAUAAUGGGGGNAAAGUAGGUUUUGAAAAGUACUCUAAGACGGUGUCUGUGGUGGAAUUAAACUGGAAUCAGUUUUCAUUGUUCGGAAAAUGUCUCCAGAGUUGAAUUUCAUAAUAUCUGUUUUCGAACUUAAAAAUUCUCAAUAGAGAACGCCCGCAAUGUGUAAUUCUAACUUUUAAGCUGGAUAUGCCGAAGUGCCAAACUGAGUCAAAGAUUGUUGUUGCGUCAUUUUCAGUGUUUCCUGGAUUCUAUAAGGCAUUUUACUCACUCUAUCCUAUUAAGUUUUGAAUAAAGGAAUGCCUCACACAAAGUGAAAAAAAUUGUGUUGUUUAUAUUGAAUUUCUAAAGAAUGAUUUUGAGCCACAGAUAUAGCUAGAUUGAUUUAGGGCAUGUUUGGAAAUAACGUCAGAGGUUAGCGUUAGCGUUUUGAAAAGGCUAUCUACGGGUAGCGUUUAGCGUUUUCAAAGUUAAUCUGCACCGUUAAAAUUUUAUCCAAAACGCUGACUCUAAUUGAAAACGUUAUUCUCAAAUGGGCCAUUAACCAGAUAUGGAAUGAGAAACAUUUAAUGACAUGCCGAAAAUAGAAAAAUAAGACAAACUUGUCAGGUUGUGGAGCCUGAUGUAAUAUUUGAUGUCCUAAUUUUUAGGUUGUACUUUUACUAUUCUCCAUAUAGCUAUUUUAUAGCAUGUAUUCUUUGUAACUGUUUGGAAUCAUCAAUAUAUAGCCCUAUACUGCUGUUGAGUUUUCCCACCGGGCAUUACCACAAAAAUCUUGUAAGCGCUUAUGCAUUUU